Messenger RNA from Centropristis striata (black sea bass), 1726 nucleotides. It is a transcript of the gene bhlha15, whose product is annotated as basic helix-loop-helix family, member a15. NCBI's taxonomy places the organism in Eukaryota, Metazoa, Chordata, Actinopteri, Perciformes, Serranidae. The transcript is spliced from 2 exons. The record is from RefSeq and is a predicted model, not a curated record. The coding region runs from base 189 to 746 and encodes 185 amino acids. Gene Ontology annotation, molecular function: protein dimerization activity.
UGUUUCUCCUGCUGCACGGCGACGCUCUGCUGCUGCUGUCCGCUCUGUGCUUCACAUGAUGGUGCUUUCAAUGACCGACUGCAUGGUGACGACUUUUCUGUAAACACUCAGGAGGAGGAAAGUUAGUAACUUCUUCUAAGGCCUGUUGAAGCUGUCAGAUAUAAAGUCAGAGAGAGAAAAGCAGCAGGAUGAAGUCCAAAGGGAAGGCUGUGAAACCAUCCAGGCAUCAGACCUGGUCUGACCCCGAGCCUGAACUAGAACCAGACACAGAACCAGGCUCCAGCGAGCAGGAGGGCUCAGAGGCCUCUGUGCGGAUCGGAGGCUCCUGGAGGGGGUCGCUGAGGGGCGGGGACGGCAAGUGUCAAGGUGGAGGCCGGCGGCGCAGGCAGAGGGGCUCCAGCACGAAGGAACGCAGCGUCCGGCGGCUGGAGAGCAACGAGAGGGAACGCCAGCGCAUGCACAAACUCAACAACGCCUUCCAAGCGUUGCGAGAGGCCAUACCCCACGUCAAGACUGACAAGAAGCUGUCCAAGAUCGAGACACUGACCCUGGCUAAGAACUACAUCAAAGCUUUAACCACCAUCGUCGUGGACAUGUCGGGGGCCUGCCUCCCCGCUGCCGGGGUCUCAGCUGAGGCCAACGCUGCCAAGCUGCUCCAGUGCUACCAGCAGCACCUGGAGGAGGAGGGGGAGGAUGAUCUCACCCAGUACCUCACCCACAUGCACAGCUUCAGCAAGCGCAGCUAACAGAGGCUGCAAAGGAGGCUGUCUCCAAGGAGGUGUGGGGGGACCUUUAGGGCCAGAUCUCCAGAUAUCCACGGUCCUUCAGGUGCACUGCUCCGGGAUCUGCUCAGAAGUUGUCUCCUACAGGAAAUGGUUGCUGUACCAGACCUCUUAUAACAAGCCCAUGCAUGGCCAAGUUAAUCAAAAUAUGGAUUUGAGGACCAUUCACCUAGCAGACACAAAGACUGCAGACUGGACAGUGAAAGAUGGAUCGGGGUUAUGACGAGCAAGAAGACUCAUUUAUAUUGUUCUCAAAAGGGCUUAUCUUUCACCAUUCUGUCUCUACUUCUCAUCUUCGGUUUGAGCCAGGGCAGGAACUUGUUCUCUUUUGUGUUAUCUUGUGUUCAUCUGGUGUGUUUGCUGUUGAGAAACCUGCUGAGCGUAGCCUCUAGUCAUAACUGUCACAUCCAGUAAGAAGGUGAAAAAGGCAGCAGCAAGCCCAAAUAUUGAAGUGUUGAAGCUAGAAAGUGUGUUUGCUUAUGACGGCAAUCCGGCAAUUUCAAAACACUUCUUACAGGUAGUGCGGCCAUAGCUGAAAGGCAAAGAUGAUAUUUAAAGUGUGUGUUGUUUGACUUUUGUGUCUGGAGUCAGGACUUUGUAGUAAAAAAAAGGAUCAGGAGGAAUUAUUUGGAGUUAUUAUCAAUAAACACAUUUAUUUAUUGACAAGGACUGUUACUUUGACAAUGCACAACACUUGAGGAAUGUACUCCACAAUGUCAACAGCUACAGUAACGAAGUAUGUUAAUACAGACAGAUCUCUGUACACUUUCAACAUUUCCAAAGGCUGCAUCAUAUUUAAACAAUGCAUUACGAUAUGGGGGAAUUAAACAGCAGUUACAUAAAUUAAUGCCUGAACGGAUGCAUUUCAUCUGUGCGUUUAUGAAUAUUUAUUAAGGAAAAACUGUUUUUUGAAUAAAUUGCUCUCUGUCAAAUGUACAAACACU